CUGAAAGCCCCGGCACAACAAACACAACUAUCAGCGGCUCAACAACACUCAAACUUUCUCCUGCACGUCUCACAUUACUGGCGUUUAAAACGCUCCGCAUCAACACAGCGCGAUAUAACGGGGAUAUGUAACGCGAAUCAAUUACGAUGAAGGACUGGUGUCGUCUUCUGCUCUUGGCUGGAAUUGCUGCUGUCUUGCAUGCAGCUUAAUGAGCACCCAUGCACACUAUGGCAACAACAAUCAGUCCAUGCUCAGAUGCAGAGGACCUGUUGGCUUCCAUCCACCUCGAGAGGUAUCUGGACCACUUCCGUCAGGCAGGCUUUCUCCUCGCCCGAGACUUCUGUCAUGUGGACAAUGUGGCUCUGAACAGGGUGGGAGUCACUGCAACCGGCCACAGGAAGCGUAUCCUCAAACUGAUCGAGCACAUUCAGCUGAUAUGUCAACAUCAAAGGAAAGAGCCCUUGCUAGAUCGCUGUAAUUCAGAUUCUGCUAUUCACGAGGUGACCCCUGUCAAAGCGGAGCCUCAUUCUCCUUCAAGACACCCUAGCACUGCCUUAGAAGCCUUACGUAACAGCUCGGCCCCGAAUCUUUGUGCACAAGUGAAGCGCUCGUUCUCAGAGCGGAGCGCCAGUGUCGUAAAGCCGGUACCAAAACCAAGAACUGUCUUCCACAGAUUAAGAGCAGACAUAAUUUCUUUACCAACACAACAUGAAGUGCAACCUCGUCAAAAGUCAUCUCAGGACCCGCUUUUAAAAGUUGCAGAAGGUUCAUCCUCCAGUACAGACACUGUUGAAACACCUACUGAAUCAAAAAAGGGCCCUUGCGAAUCAGGUUUGAGUAAUACCACUUCGGCCCCAGAGACUAGUGAUCUAUUACCCCCAGUGCCCCCUAGGUUAAAUCGAGGAAUUCCCCCAUCCACAUUCAGGAAAAUGUCGAACCAGGAGCGUCUGAGAACUCCUCCUGACACCCCCUCGAGUUAUCAGUGCUCUCCCUUCACUAACAUGCUCGGUUCACCUCCAAGUUCACCCUGCUCAGGGCUAGAGAUGGUCUCUAAUGAAAUCUACUGUGGCACUUUACCAGGCACUCCACGUGUGUUUUGGAGUCGCUCUGUACCCGUUCUGCCUCCACGCCAGGAGGUCAGCCCAUCCACUGAAAAUCAUAGCACUUUAGAAAAGUCCAACUCAACUGAAACACCUAAAAGAACAUCUGGCGACACAGCAUCUGCUGAGGAUGAAGAUGAAAUGAUCAACCCGUACUGUGAAACUGUUUUCCACAGCAGACGACAAUAUCAGCAUUCAGAGGUUGAGAGGACCAAAAGUGAGGAAAAGACUGCAAAUAAAGAAGAUAAACAAAGAGAACAUGGAUGA
This is a messenger RNA of Sinocyclocheilus grahami, 1367 nucleotides long. Its product is annotated as arf-GAP with Rho-GAP domain, ANK repeat and PH domain-containing protein 2-like. The transcript has 6 exons. The record is from RefSeq and is a predicted model, not a curated record. NCBI's taxonomy places the organism in Eukaryota, Metazoa, Chordata, Actinopteri, Cypriniformes, Cyprinidae. Gene Ontology annotation, molecular function: phosphatidylinositol-3,4,5-trisphosphate binding; protein binding. Bases 219 to 1367 code for a protein of 382 amino acids. Gene Ontology annotation, cellular component: cytoplasm.